AUCUGGAUAUAGUGAGAAACCAGAGCUGAAAUUUGCAGUUGAUGAAACGCAAUGAAGUGUCUGAGUCUAUCGCCGCUUCUCUCACCACCUUCUUUGAGCUUCUCUUCUUCCAUCAAGACCCCAUUUCUGGUGGCUCUCACCUCCACGCCCUCAAAAACACAUACUCCCAAACGCUCCUCGAAAUCCGCUAAAACUCUCUUUCCAACCACCACCACCAUCACCACCACCGCCUCUCUUCCUCCCAAAAAGGUUCUGGUGCCUAUUGGAUAUGGAACGGAGGAAAUGGAAGCGGUUAUUCUAGUCGACGUUCUGCGGCGAGCUGGUGCGAACGUGGUUGUGGCGUCGGUGGAACCCCAGCUCGAGAUUGAGGCUUCUAGCGGCACCAGACUGGUUGCUGAUACCUCCAUCUCAACAUGCUCUGAUGAAAUUUUUGAUCUCAUAGCUUUGCCGGGAGGAAUGCCGGGCUCUGCACGAUUGAGGGAUAGUGAAAUUCUCCGGAAAAUUACUAGCAAACACGCUGAGGAAAAAAGGCUGUAUGGUGCUAUCUGUGCUGCUCCAGCCAUUACACUUCAACCAUGGGGCCUUGUGAGAAGAAAACAGAUGACUUGUCACCCAGCAUUCAUGGACAAGCUUCCAACCUUCAGGGCUGUUAAAUCAAAUCUACAAGUUUCUGGGGAGCUCACAACAAGCAGAGGCCCCGGAACUGCUUUUGAGUUUGCUUUAGCAUUAGUUGAUCAACUUUUUGGAGAGUCUGUAGCCAAGGAGGUUGGAGAAUUGUUGCUGAUGCGUACUGCUGAGGACAAUCAUAAAAAGGAAGAGUUUAAUGAAGUUGAAUGGUCAGUUGAUCAUAGUCCUCAUGUUCUUGUCCCAGUUGCAAAUGGUUCUGAAGAAAUUGAAGUGGUUACAGUCGUAGAUAUUCUACGGCGAGCAAAGGUGGAUGUUGUGGUUGCUUCAGUUGAGAAAUCUUUGCAGAUUUUAGCAUCUCAAGGCAUAAAACUUAUUGCUGACAAGUCAAUUGAUAAUGCUGCUGAAUCAAUUUAUGACUUGAUCAUUCUUCCGGGGGGAAUUGCUGGUGCUGAGCGGCUGCACAAAUCCAAGGUUCUGAAGAAGAUGCUCAAAGAACAAGGAUCAGCAGGAAGAAUAUAUGGAGCAAUCUGCUCCUCGCCAACAGUCUUACAUAGACAAGGGUUACUCAAGGGUAAAAGAGCCACCGCUCAUCCCUCUGUAGCUAGCAAGAUCACCAAUGAAGUAGUGGAGGGAGCUAGGGUAGUUAUUGACGGCAAGCUGAUUACAAGCAGGGGGCUUGCAACUGCAAUAGAAUUUGCAUUGGCAAUUGUUAGCAAGGUUUUUAGUCAUGCAAGAGCAAGGAGUGUAGCUGAAGGUCUUGUUUUUGAGUACCCUAAGAGCUAGAGAGACAGUGUCUGGCACUUAUGGUUGGAGUUACUCUGCACCAAUUCAAGUCAGUGGUUGAAAUGAGUCAAUUUCUUGCCAGCUGCUUGGGCUUGAAAUGAGAAUUGGGUUUUUGCAAUCAACAUCUCAGGAUUGUAUUUUGUGCUAGUACUGAUUUCUGUAAAGGUCUCAAGUAUCACAAGCUCCAUAACUGACUCAGAUUUUUCUUUGGACUGCUGCAGUUUGGGAUUCUUGCUUGAGCCUUCCUUCGUGUUGAAUGCUAAGGAGUAAACACUAAGAAUAUAAUUAUUUUCACAGAGAAGUAGAACUGAUGACUAGAAGAAUGCUGGUUCUGAAUUCAUGUAGAAUCCUGGUUGGGAUCUUCUAGUUUGUUUUCCCAGCCACUAAUUAAUUGGGAUAGCGGGAUUAAAAGAUCUCUUUGGCAUUUACUUUUAUUUA
Vitis riparia (riverbank grape) is the source of this 1848-nucleotide messenger RNA. Its product is annotated as protein DJ-1 homolog C. The record is from RefSeq and is a predicted model, not a curated record. Gene Ontology annotation, molecular function: protein deglycase activity. The coding region runs from base 52 to 1410 and encodes 452 amino acids. NCBI's taxonomy places the organism in Eukaryota, Viridiplantae, Streptophyta, Magnoliopsida, Vitales, Vitaceae. The transcript has 9 exons. Gene Ontology annotation, biological process: guanine deglycation, glyoxal removal; protein deglycation, glyoxal removal. Gene Ontology annotation, cellular component: nucleus; cytosol.